CCUUCCCCUGCAUUAAUUAAUUGCGCAUAUUACAUCGAUUAAUAACAUAAUAACGAAAUCUAUAUGAAAAGAUCAACCACGCAGAGACUCGUUCAAGCAAUCACAAAAAUACAAAAAUAAACAGAAUUAAUAAAAAAUUAUACUAGUUGAUCUUCCAAUGAACUUACUCUAACAACUCCAUCACCAUGCAUAAUUUUUCAAUCGCAACAUUCUAAAUUGCAAUCCGAUUUCGCUAUAAAUGCGACACAUUUCCUCUACGUGAAAAAGCCCUAACACAUAAACCAAAAUCACUUCAUCAAACUUCUACAACCCUAGAACAAUGCCUCAAGAUCAAAUCCAAACCGUCUCAACAUCGACGAUCAAAAUCGAAUCAACGGCUAGGAUCACCCUAACGCCGUCCGAUCUUGAGCUCCUCUUUCUGGAAUACGUACAAAUGGGGCUCCUCUUCCCCCACCCCCAUCAAACCACCCUCCUCAACAAAAACAUCGUCCACCACCUCAAAGACUCCCUCGAGCUCACGCUCCACUUCUUCCCCACGCUCGUCGGCCGCCUCGCCACCGCCAGGUCCGACGACGGCUCCGCCACCUGCUUCUUCCUCGACUGCGGCCACCGCGACGGAGGAGUAGUGUUCAUCCAUGCAGAGACCUCCGGCCUCACCGUCGCCGACGUCAACGAGUCCUCCAACUCCGGCCCCGGCGUCGUCCCCUCCCUUUUCCCCCUCGCCGGGGUCUACAACAAGGACGGCGCCUCCCACCCGCUGCUGGCCGUGCAAGUCACGGACCUCGCCGACGGCCUCUUCGUCGGCUGGACCGUCAACCACCUCGUCGCCGACGGCACCGCCUUCUGGCAUUUCCUCAACUCCUGGGCCGAGAUAUCCCGCGGCGCCGAAUCGAUAUCGAAACUGCCGAUUCUCAGCCGCGAUCAGGUGAAUCUCGAUCUUGUCGGCGCGAGAGAUAUAUACAUCCGCGAUGAACACCUCGCCAUGAACGAAAACAUCUCCGCCGAUCAAUCGGCGGCGGAGUUGAGCGAGAGAGUGUUUCGUCUCACCAAAGAGAAAGUCGCGAAGCUCAAAGCGAGAGCCAAUGAAGAAAUGGAGGGAAGCAACGGCAAGAUCUCGUCGCUGCAAGCUGUCAUAGCCCAUUUAUGGAGAUCCAUCAUACGGUGUCGUUCUGUGGCGGCCCUUGAAGAGACCACCUUCGAGAUUCCCAUGGGGGCGAGGCAGAGGAUGAGCCCUCCUCUCCCCGACGAAUACUUUGGCAACGCGGUUUUCCCGGGUAUCGUAACCCUAAACGCCGGAAAAGUGGCCGGGAACGGGCUGGGAUGGACAGCGUGGCAGAUAAACAGAAUGGUGGCUUCUGCAAACGGGGCGGAGAAGGUGAAGGAAUUCUACAGCAGCUGGGCUAAGGAGCCCAAGUUUCUUCAGUUUGACGCUAUCCCAACUAACCACUUCAUCCUUAUAAACUCUCCAAGAUUUGACGUCUAUGGGAAUGAUUUCGGAUGGGGGCCACCGGUGGCCGCGAGGAGCGGGAGAGGGAGCAGUUUCGACGGAAGGAUAACGGUUUCUGCAGGACUGGAUGAAGGGAGCUUGGACGUUGAAGUGUGUUUGUUGAAGGAGACUUUGUCUGCCAUGGCAGAGGAUGUGGAGUUCAUGGAGUUUGUGACGGUAGAAAAUUGAUCAACCCCCGGUUUAGUAAUUGUCGAAAGAAUUUAAAUUUUGUGUUCAUUAUUUAUAUGUUUCAUUUUUCUUGGGUUUGCCGUCUUGUAUUUGGUUUUGACUUGUGGUAGAAAGCAUUUGGAGUAUUGUUCUUGUUAUUUAUCCGUUCAAAUUGUCGGUUGACAAUUAUAAAUAUAUCUAUAUGUAACAUGUCUCUUCAUGCAA
This is a messenger RNA of Salvia miltiorrhiza (redroot sage), 1879 nucleotides long. Its product is annotated as protein ENHANCED PSEUDOMONAS SUSCEPTIBILITY 1-like. Bases 320 to 1675 code for a protein of 451 amino acids. NCBI's taxonomy places the organism in Eukaryota, Viridiplantae, Streptophyta, Magnoliopsida, Lamiales, Lamiaceae. The transcript has a single exon. The record is from RefSeq and is a predicted model, not a curated record.